This is a messenger RNA of Apus apus (common swift), 1569 nucleotides long. It is a transcript of the gene RSL1D1, whose product is annotated as ribosomal L1 domain containing 1. The record is from RefSeq and is a predicted model, not a curated record. The transcript is spliced from 9 exons. NCBI's taxonomy places the organism in Eukaryota, Metazoa, Chordata, Aves, Apodiformes, Apodidae. Bases 43 to 1383 code for a protein of 446 amino acids.
CGCGUGCGCAGGCGCGGGGGCUGCACGUGGCGCGGCGGGGCCAUGGCGGGCGGGCCGGAGCGGCUGGAUCGCGCCCAGGUGAAGAAGGCGGUGGAGGCUCUCCUGGCUUUCUCCAGAAGCAAGGCCAAGGGAAACGCGCUGCUUCUCAACGAGACCGAGAACGUCCACCUCCUGCUGACGGUCUGGAAGGUCCCGCGGGUGGCACAGGUUAUAAAAAUCCCACUGCCCCAUGGCAUUCGACCAGAAACAGCUGAGGUUUGCCUGUUCACAAAGGAUGAACCAAAUUUAUCUGCAGAACAGACUGAAAAGCUGUACAAGAAGCUUUUAAUCCAGAACGGGAUCAGAAGUGUAAGCCAGAUCAUCUCCUACAAAACUCUCAAAAAAGAGUAUAAACUAUUUGAAGCAAAGCGUCGCCUGCUGAACAGAUUCGAUCUUUUUCUGUCUGAUGAGCGAAUUAGAAGGCUCUUGCCCUCACAUCUAGGAAAACACUUCUAUGAAAGGAAAAAGGUACCUUUAUCUGUAAACUUGAAAGCCAAAAAUCUUGCUAAGGAACUGCAAAAACAUAUCCAGGGGACUACACUCCCAGUUACCAACAAAGGAUGCUGUUAUACAGCACGUAUAGGUCACACUGGAAUGAAAGCUGAUGAGAUACUAGAUAAUAUCAUUGCAGCAACUGAGGUGAUUGCUGAGAAGUUACCAAAGAAUUGGAAGAAUGUAAAAAUUCUUCACCUCAAAACACUGAAAUCAGUUGCUCUUCCAAUUUUUACUGCAAAUAUCUCCAACUUGGAUGAGCUUGACAGCCAGCCAUCUCUCAAAAAAAAGGAAGUAAAGAAGGUAAAACCCAAGAAACCAAAGAAGGCAGCUAAAAAACUGAAAUCAAGUGAAGUAACUUCGACAAGUGAAAUUAAUGCUGCUGCUGCUACCCAGGAGCUUGCAAUAGAAGAAAAAGUAGUAGUCAAUGAACCAGGUGAUCAUGAUGAUGAUGAAGAAAUUCCACAACUGGUGCCUUUGGAAAUGACCAGCUUAGCUGAGCUGAAGAAAAUUGCACCAACUCCAGAAAAAGGUGACAAACUGGGCAAGAAAAGUAAAACACCCCUUGGCAAGAGAAAGAAACAAGCUCCAGCUGUGGAGACUCCAAAACAUAACAAAAAAGUUAAAGAAGAGUGUGCAGACUUGCAGGCAUCACCAAAACAGAAAGAAGCCCAGCAUCUCGGCACGCCAAAAGCAGCAAUGAAAGAAAAAGAGAUGAAAAAGACUCCCAAAAAGCCUGAAGCAAAGUCUUUUGCAACACCCAAAGCUGGCAAAUCGAUACAGUCAGCGAAGAAGUCUCCAAAAACGCCAAAACCAACACCCAAGAAAGUGCGCAGGCCGCAGUCAGCGUGAACGUUGUCUGUUGUAACAUGUUUUAUAUAGUCAUUCAAGGUUUAUUUUUUAGUAAAAAAUAUAUUGAUGAACUAAAAUACCUUAAGAAAAUCUAAUCUUAAAGAGUCUUUUUCACUGAGACCUGUAAUGAUUCAUUUGUGUUCCCUUCUAAAUAACAAGCUGGAACAAAUAAACUCAGGAUCUUCA